AGCGCGGCGAUGCCCUGCCCGGCCGCCCGCAGCCCUGUGAACAUGUGGCGGGGACCCGCGCUCCCGCUGCGCGCGUCCGGUGGCGGCAGCGGCGGAGGCAGGUAACCCCCUCCCUCCCCCUGCCAAUAUCCCCAGAUGUGCCCCGGAGCGGGCCAUGGACUGCCUCCUGCUUUUCCUGUGGACUUUGCCCGUCGCGGUUGGCAACUGCACCUCCAUGCCCUCGCUCACCCUCUUCUGGCUGGGCAGCCUCGCGAAGACUCUCCAACUGUGCUGCCUCUCCUGGGUGUCGUUUGCCUCCGCCUUCACUGGUGACAGCAGCGGCAUCAGUGGAUUCAACCAUGAUUAUACCUUUGUCAUUCCUGUUGAGGUGGACUCCAGUGGAUCAUACAUCUCGCACGACAUUUUGCACAGCGCCAGGAGGAAAAGAUCGUCCCCAAGCUCUAAGAGUUCCUUGCACUACCGGUUUUCAGCAUUUGGACAGGAACUGCAUUUGGACCUCAAACCUUCGGACCUUUUUAGCUACAGUUUUACUGUCCAGGUACUUGGGAAAGACGGCAUCGCAGAUUUUCAAGAACAGCAAGUUGAACCGUGUUUCUAUCAGGGAUUUAUAAGGAACUAUAGCUCCUCUUCAGUAGCGAUAUCUACAUGUGUAGGUUUGUCAGGUUUGAUAAGGACACAGGAGAAUGACUUCCUUAUAUCUCCAUUACCUCAACACCUAGCACAGGAACACAACUACACGUCACCCGCUGGACACCACCCUCACGUAUUGUACAAACGGACAGCUGAAGAGAAGGUUCACCGGUACAAAGUAGAUCCAAACCCCCAUCAUUUUGCCCCUGGCCAUGACAGAAAUCACACAGCCCACAAGUUUCACGUUCAAGCGAAUGAUUACCACCACGGAAGGUUUCAAAAGCAGCAUUUUUGUGGACGUCGCAAGAAAUACACACCUAAGCCACCCACAGAGGACACAUUCAUUCUCUCCGAUGAAUACGGGAGCUCAGCAAGAUUGAAAAGAUCCCCCAUUAAAAGCCAGAAAGGCGGCAGCUUGAAUGUUGAGACUUUGGUUGUGGCUGACAGGAAAAUGUUGGAGAAACACAGUAAGGAGAAUGUCACCACAUACAUCUUAACAGUGAUGAACAUGGUCUCCAGUCUUUUUAAGGACGGUACUAUCGGGAGUGACAUCAACAUUGUGGUUGUGAGUCUUCUUCUUUUGGAACAAGAACCUGGUGGAUUACUGAUCAACCAUCAUGCGGACCAGUCACUAAACAGCUUUUGCCAGUGGCAGUCUGCUCUGGUUGGAAAGAAUGGGAAGCGUCACGACCAUGCCAUCUUGCUUACUGGAUUUGAUAUCUGCUCCUGGAAGAAUGAACCAUGCGACACUUUAGGUUUUGCUCCCAUCAGUGGAAUGUGCAGCAAAUACCGCAGUUGUACCAUCAAUGAAGACACUGGGCUUGGCUUGGCAUUUACUAUUGCCCAUGAAUCUGGACACAACUUUGGCAUGAUCCAUGAUGGAGAAGGGAACCCUUGCAGAAAGGCCGAAGGUAACAUUAUGUCUCCCACUCUCACAGGCAACAACGGAGUGUUUUCGUGGUCAGCGUGCAGCCGGCAGUACCUUAACAAAUUUCUCAGUACAGCUCAAGCAGCUUGCCUAAUCGAUGAGCCUAGGAAAACUGGGCAAUACGAAUAUCCUGAUAAACUCCCGGGGCAGAUCUAUGACGCUGACACACAAUGCAAGUGGCAAUUCGGAGGAAAAGCCAAACUCUGCAACCUGAGUUUUGUGAAGGAUAUAUGCAAGUCACUUUGGUGCCACAGAGUAGGUCAUCGAUGUGAGACAAAAUUUAUGCCAGCAGCUGAAGGGACACCUUGUGGGAUAAGCAUGUGGUGUCGAAGAGGUCAGUGUGUACGGUAUGGAGACCAUGGUCCUAAACCUGUUCACGGUCAGUGGUCCAUGUGGUCUGAGUGGUCCCAAUGUUCUCGGACCUGUGGAGGUGGCAUAACAUACCAAGAGAGACACUGCAAUAACCCAAAGCCUCAGUACGGUGGAAAGUUCUGCCAGGGCUCCAGUCGCAUUUAUCAGCUUUGCAAUGUUCAGCCAUGUGCCUCUAACAGCCCUGACUUCCGUGCCCAGCAGUGUGCUGAGUAUAACAGCAAGCCUUUCCGUGGAUGGUACUACAAAUGGAAGCCCUACACAAAAGUGGAAGAGGAAGAUCGCUGCAAACUCUAUUGCACAGCAGAAGAUUUUGACUUUUUCUUUGCAAUGUCCAGCAGAGUGAAAGAUGGAACUCCCUGCUCCCUCUACAGAGAUGAUGUGUGCAUUGAUGGCAUUUGUGAACAAGUAGGGUGCGAUCGUCGGCUUGGAUCCAAAGCCAUUUUGGAUGCUUGUGGAGUUUGCAAAGGAGACAAUUCAACAUGCAAGUUCUUUUCCGGCCAUUACUUGACCCAGCACAAAGCGAAUGAUUAUUAUCCAGUUGUUACAAUUCCAGCAGGAUCCCGCAGUAUCGAAAUCCAGGAAUUACAAAUAUCCAGCAGCUACCUAGCUGUCCGCAACCUGAACAAGAAAUAUUAUCUGACGAAAGACUGGACAGUUGACUGGCCGGGAAAAUUCUAUUUUGGUGGGACAAUGUUCGAUUAUCAGCGUUCAUUUAACCUUCCAGAGAGACUUACUGCUGUUGGGCCAACCAAUGAGACGCUUGUCUUUGAAAUCUUGCUGCAAGGCAAAAACCCAGGCAUUGCUUGGCAGUACACGUUCUCGAAAACGAUUGACGAGAACAAGAUCUCCACCAAAGGACAUAGCUACCUGUGGGUGACGGUGCAGUCAGAUUGCUCAGCUACAUGUGGUGGGGGGCACUUAAUAGCAAAAGCCGUGUGCUUGCAAGAUCACCGCACCCGAGUUAAUUCCUCCUUCUGUGGCCCAAGGACAAAGCCCUUAACAGAGACAAAGAUCUGCAAUGUAAAUCCAUGCCCAGCUUAUUGGUUGGCAGGCGAGUGGAGUGUUUGCAGUCAGUCCUGUGGUGGAGGAGAACAAAGCCGUCAGAUACAGUGUGUGCAGAAAAAGGCUUUUCAGAAGGAGGAAACCGUAGCCCAUGCUUUCUGCCCUGUAACUACUCCAGCACAAAUACAGAUGUGUAACAACCAAGACUGCCCACCAGAAUGGAGUCCUGGUCCCUGGUCUCAGUGUUCCAAAACUUGUGGAAGAGGCCUUGCAAAGCGUGAUGUUUUUUGCAAAAGCAUGGGGUCUUCUGUGAUAAAAAUCCUGCCAGAGAGUAUGUGCAACGGUGAAACAAAGCCCAAAAUACAACAGAUGUGUGUGUUGGAACGGUGUCCUAAAAAUGAACGUCUCCAAUGGGUGAUUUCUGCUUGGAGUGAGUGUUCUGUCACCUGCGGCCCAGGUAUAAAGAGGCGAGAAAUGCAGUGCAGUGAGAAGAGCAUUGGCGGCAAGCUGAUCACCUUCCCCCAGCGGCGGUGUCGAAACCUGAAGAAGCCAAAUGUUGAACUGGAAGAAGCCUGCAACAGAGGAGCAUGUCCUUUGCAUCAUGUAUACAACAGGGUGUCAGGAUGGUAUUCUUCACCUUGGCAGCAAUGCACAGUGACAUGUGGUGGAGGUGUGCAGACACGGACUGUGCAAUGCCUUCGGCAGGGUCAGCUGUCAACGGGAUGCUUGCCCCAUCAGAAGCCAGCAAUAUCAAGAGCUUGUAAUACUAACUUCUGCCUGGCUCCAGAGAAAAGAGAUGAUCCUUCUUGCAUGGACUUCUUUACAUGGUGCCACCUGGUUCCCCAGCAUGGAGUUUGCAACCACAAAUUCUACGGCAAACAGUGCUGCAAAGCAUGUACACGGAAGAACUUAUAAGAAGAGCUUUCAUCUGACCUCUGGACAGCGAGCACCUCUCUUUCAGUUACUGACAGAAUUUAGUAUCUCAUUAGGCCUUCUGGAACCUUGCAUCAUGUACAUUUCCAAUGGAAGAGACUUGGGUUCGUAGAGCAAUAUUUGCUGUGGUACAAUGUUUGAUGAACCAGGGGUGUACAGAAACUGGGUUUUUUUAACCAAAUACACAGGGUAUUUAAACUUUAGAAGGCUAGGGCAAUAUUUAGCCUUCUUCUGAAUCAUCAUUUCCUUGUCUUCUAUUAUGAGUGAAACAGCCUAUCUUCUUGUUAGUGGCCAAAGCAGGUCUUUAAAAUGGACUGGCACAUUUGGCAUGGUGCUCCUAGUUUGUUCAGUGCACUAGACCUCCAACAGAGCAGUGUAACAGUACGAUCUAUUGAUAUGUUGGUCAUAUUGGCUGCCAUUUGCACAUCCCACCUCAACAGGACAACAUAUAGGCUUGAGAAAUUAAAUUGGUGGCUGAUGGUAUGAUGCGUUGCCGUAGAUGAUGCGGGUGUGAUAUGAUCAACAGUGAGCUCAUAUGUUGCACUCUCAAAAUAAAAGGUGCUUUAUUGUGUUUUACUUGCUGCUGGGAAAGCAAGUGUUGCAUUAUAGUAGAUGAAUUUUUAUUUUAUGUUUGCCCUUUUCUGCUUUAAUUAGUAAGGUUGCUUCCAUGGUAUCCAUUUAGUCUGGCAUUGACAUGAUCUGUUCACUCAGUUUUAACAAAGACUCCAAAUGACGUCAUUGGCAGCCUGUUGCACCCUGCGUUUUCACUGUUGCCCUCUGUCUUUUUUCCUGAUUUGUGGCGAUUAAAAAAAAAAUUAAAAUGCAAUCAUAUUAGCAUUAUAUGUAAAGCAGACAAUCAAAAUGCUCUGUUCUCCAUUCUCCAUUCCUUCUGCCCUUAGCAUAAUUGGUUUUUGUUUUCUCAAAGCUAGCUGUGGCAUUUCUGAAUCAAUUGUUAAUUGGAAGGGGAUUGUCUGAGGAAGCUGGAAAUACAGUUUCUCGAAACUGUAUUUUGAUGUUCCACUGUUCCAAGUUCCAGUUUCCUGAUCAUAAAAAUCAAAUUGAGUAGUGAGCAAUGGCUUUGGCUGCUAAGUGAAAUGCAGCACUUAACCCACCCACCCCGAAGAAUUAAUAGUUAAUGUAAAUGAGACUAAUUGCCAAUAAAUAUAGAAAGGUGAGCAUUGCUGGAUCUUUAUUAUGAUGAGUAUUAUAGUAGUACAAGUUCACUGUGGAACCUCCAUUCUGUACUACUUGACCAAGAAACAAAGAAGCAAAUAACUCAGUUCUGGUUAACUCAAUAGGCACUCUUUCAGAUUCCAGCCCAACAGAAUUCCACAAUACAUUUUCUUAAAGCAUUGCUGCAUAGUAUGAGAAAAAGAGAAAACUAAUUCAUGAAAUUGGCACAUUUGCUGUUAUUCCUCAGUGAUAAAAUAAUCAGUGGGAUCCCAAAAUUCCAAGAGCUUCUCCAUACGUUAAUACUGAAUUAAGUUUUAAACAGUCAUGUAUCUUGCAGAACAUGUGAAAAUUACGUUUUGUGGAUGCAAAGCUUGAGUUUUCAGUCAUGAAACUUGGAGACAAAGAAACCCAAUUAAUCCCAGAAAAUUUACAACUGUCUGCACAAAAUCCACAAAUCCUUUUCUACCAAUGAUCAUGUUACUACUAGUUUGAUGAUGGCAAAUUCAACUAAGAAUUCUUUUCCAUGUUCCCGCUUUCCAUUAUACCAUUUUCAGUAAUUUGAGGGACCCAAGCAGCUGAUCAGCUCAGCCACUACUGUACCACUACAGCACUACAAGAGGUGGUAGCUGGCACUAGCUUAAUUGCUAUCCAUCCCAGAAUGGAGCACCAUCAUCCCGAUAGAUGAUGGUCUACUGGUGGUUAGCAACAUCUACCAUUACCAGAACGAGCACAGUGGAAUUGCUUCUGGCAAACAGUUAAAUGGCAAUAGCAGAAGAGGAAAACCACAAAGGUGGGAAGCGUAACCUAUAUAACAUCUAAAAAUGAUUCUGACUGCCAUAGUGUGCAAUCGUAAGUUGGUCAAUAAGAUAUGACUAUGAAAUUGUAAUUGAUAUAGUACACAAUAACAUCCAUACCACUUGAUAUUGUAUCCCUCUAGCUCCACUGACAUUUUUGGCUUUGAAAGCAAUGCUAUGAGAUUAAGUUCAUUAUGUCCUGCUGACAUAUAAGACACAAUGGAAGUCUUGUAACAACAGUUUCUAGGAACUGCAUUGUAAUGUUUCUUGAAACAUUGUUCCAAGUUUCUGAAAACUGGCUUUGUGUUUUCCUUUUCUUUUGUAUGUUUAAGGACGAAAAUGACAGGAUAGACAUGUAUCUCACCAGUCACUUAAAAAAUGGAGAACAAUGACAUUUUCUGAUGAUCACAUGACUAGUAAGCAAAUUAACAUUUGUCUGUAUUCCAGUUGAUUAGAGCUUGAUGAUCUGUGUUCAUUUGACCAUUUUUUCAGUGUUGCUGGCAUUUUUAGACUGAGAAUCCCAAAGAAUUGGAGCACAGCUUGUUUUGAAAGGCAAAACUGAAAACCCGGGAAGAAGAAGAAAAACAUUUAUUUAAUUGCCAAACCCCAUAUGGCUAAGGCAGUGCUGUGCCCUGCUAUAAUUUUCUGAAGAGCGGCUAAAAAUGCCAUUUUUCCCCCUUUUGUCACUUCCACCCAUUUCCACAGCUUCAUUUGAUGAAUGGAGCUCAACUUUAUUGCUUCCUAAAGUAUCAUUUCAAACUAAAAUUAGCCACAUCAGCACUAAUGGCAGGCGGCCAUCAGUUAAAAUUAGCAGUUGCAUUGGCAACAGUUUAAAUGAAACCAAUGGCUGAUUCCGCACACGUUGGAUAAUGCACUUCCAAUCCUCUUUAUAGAUCAUUUGGAACGGAUUUUUUCGUGUGAGGAACAAAAAAUCCACCUCAGACAAUUGAUAAAGUGCAUUGAAAGUGCAUUAUCUAGCGUGUGCAGAAUCAGCCUAUAUGCGUGUUCUGAUUCGUUUACAAAAUUCGCUUCUGAAUGCUCCGUGUCUUGAACAUUGAAUAUUUUAAAACUUUACAGUCAAGGGGAUAUGUUCCUCCCCACUGGAAAUGCCAGGCUUUGUUCUAUAAUUGUGUCUUCUUUUAUUUGAUGUAAAAAUAUUAAUUUAUUAAUGCAUAGCCUUUUUAUUUCAUCACUUGCUUCCUAAGUAAGUGGCAUCAGUUCAGACGAGAAAAGUUACAUAAAGGUAGGGAUUAUGGUGUAAAAAAAAGCGCAACAUAUAAAGUGUACUAUUUAAUUAUUUUAUAAGUUUUAUAAUAAAAUACCCUGUUUCAUUAUGUUUGAUACCCAUACAAGUCUUGA
Molecule: messenger RNA, 7191 nt
Organism: Eublepharis macularius
Lineage: Eukaryota; Metazoa; Chordata; Lepidosauria; Squamata; Eublepharidae
Gene: ADAMTS18
Product: ADAM metallopeptidase with thrombospondin type 1 motif 18
Exons: 23
Coding region: 155-3847 (1230 amino acids)
Biological process (GO): extracellular matrix organization; proteolysis
Cellular component (GO): extracellular matrix
Molecular function (GO): metalloendopeptidase activity
Source: RefSeq, a predicted model, not a curated record